UUAUGGCGGCCGCAGACGUAGAAGUGCAGAAGAACGACCAAAUGCGCAAUCUGAAGCUGUCCGGUCAUGUUGGAUUUGACAGUCUGCCGGAUCAGCUGGUCAGCAAGAGCGUCCAGAAUGGGUUCGUGUUCAACAUUCUGUGCAUCGGAGAGACCGGUCUCGGCAAGUCCACCCUGAUGGACUCAUUGUUUAAUACGAAUUUUGAAUCUCAACCAAGUCCCCAUUCGUUGCCGAACGUAAAGCUAAAGGCUCACACCUAUGAGCUGCAGGAAAGCAUGGUUCGGCUGAAGCUGACAAUCUGCGAUACCGUUGGUUAUGGAGAUCAAAUAAACAAGGACGAUUCGUUCAAAGCCGUUGUCGAUUACAUCGAUCAGCAGUUCGAAACAUUUUUACAAGAAGAGUUGAAAAUCAAGCGUUCGCUUGCAACUUAUCACGAUAGUCGCACCCAUAUUUGCUUGUACUUCAUCUGCCCGACUGGACACGGUCUUAAGUCGUUGGAUUUGGUGUGCAUGAAAAAGCUUGAUUCGAAAGUGAAUAUCAUUCCAAUUAUUGCCAAAGCAGAUACUAUUUCCAAAACGGAAUUGUCCAAAUUCAAGGCUAAAAUCAACGAAGAGCUUCGCAAUAAUGGAGUUCAAAUCUAUCAGUUUCCGACCGAUGACGAGUCUGUGGCGGAGAUUAACGCGACCAUGAACUCACAUAUUCCAUUCGCUGUUGUGGGCAGCACUGAUUUCGUUCGUGUCGGCAAUAAGACUGUUCGGGCACGUCAGUAUCCAUGGGGAACGGUUCAGGUGGAAAAUGAGGCGCACUGCGACUUCGUGAAACUACGCGAAAUGCUGAUUCGUACCAAUAUGGAGGAUAUGCGAGAGAAGACGCAUACCAAGCAUUACGAAUUGUACCGUCAGAAACGGCUCGAGCAAAUGGGUUUCACCGAUGUCGACAGCGACAACAAACCUGUGUCAUUCCAGCAAACGUUUGAAGCUAAGCGCAGCAAUCAUCUCGCUGAUCUGCAAGCCAAGGAGGAUGAGGUCCGGCAAAUGUUCGUUGUUCGUGUUAAGGAAAAGGAAGCUGAGUUGAAGGAGAGCGAAAAAGAGCUGCAUGCUAAAUUCGAUAAAUUGAAAAAGGAUCACGCUGAAGAAAAGCGUAAGUUAGAGGAAUCACGCAAGAAGCUUGAGGAAGAGUUUGUCGAAUUCAAUCGGCGCAAGUCGCAGAUGGCUGCCUCCCAUCACACACUCACACUGGGAAAGAGUAAAAAGAAAUGAAACUUGUAGAUUGCCGGAAGGACAACGCCCUGAACGCGCAUUUGACAAAACCGGUCGUAUUUUAACGUGCAACAUUGGCACACCAUCAAGCGUAAAACAAAAUAAGGUAGGUUUUAGAAAUGUCGCCUGCGCUUCUGCAUGCAGCUACACUCUCAAUCGGAACCGCUUCAUCAUGACUGUUUAGACAGAAAGCCUAAGCUGAAAAACAUUACUUUUCCGCAGAAUGCAACUGUUACCAAAAGAUUCGUUUUAAGUAAAAACAAUUUUAUCGACUCUUAGUACAAAGUUUUCAAAACUUUAAUCUAAAACGUUUAAAUAAGAACAAAAGACUAACCCAUUUGGAUAGAACAGUAACUCGAAAAUAGUAAUUUUUAUCUAGCAAAAAUUGCAUAUUUCAACUAUAACCGCAGAGAGCCGCAAAUAUUUGUUCCAACCUAAAACGCACAGUGCAGUCUCGUCACAGCUUCACUCUCCGAGUCAGGCAGGCGAAACUGUUUACUUGAGCGCUGAAAAUAUUGCUUGGCACUACGUAACCCUUCCAUUCGCUUGAGCAGCAGAUUAAUCGAAUUAAUUAACUACGUGACACAAUAGGAGCAAAACGUAAACCCAAAAUGACUUGACGACUAUCUCACACAGCAAUUAGACGCCUUUUCUCAUUACGGAUUGUAUGUUUUUGUAUACAUUAAAGGUUUAUUUUACUCGAUUGGUUUUCAGCUUUCUAUCUAAUUCAUCAAUUUUUACUAUUUUAAAUUCCACGCUGGUAUUCAAAAGCAAGGUAUUUAAGUUAAGAAUUAGAAAUAACAAACCGCGUUGUAUUCUUUUUUUUACUAAGACAAACAAGAGCAACAGAUUUCUACACCAUUUAUCUCUGUUUUGAAAGCAGAAGAUUUUUAGGUUUGUCUAAUAUUUUCUUUUUACUGCUGAGCAUAGUAGUUGUCCACAAUACAAGAAGUUUUUCAAUAAUAUAUCUAUAUACU
This is a messenger RNA of Sabethes cyaneus, 2236 nucleotides long. It is a transcript of the gene Septin2, whose product is annotated as septin-2. Lineage: Eukaryota; Metazoa; Arthropoda; Insecta; Diptera; Culicidae. Gene Ontology annotation, cellular component: microtubule cytoskeleton; cell division site; septin complex. Gene Ontology annotation, molecular function: GTP binding; molecular adaptor activity; GTPase activity. The record is from RefSeq and is a predicted model, not a curated record. The transcript is spliced from 4 exons. Gene Ontology annotation, biological process: cytoskeleton-dependent cytokinesis. Bases 3 to 1259 code for a protein of 418 amino acids.